UCUUUGAGCCACCGUAGGUACUUCUGCGCAUGUUCUGUGCAUUCAAACGAGUCGCGUGUAAUUUACAAAUCAGUAUAUAUAGUCUUAAGAAGUGCUCCAGGCUCCACAAUGUCUGUUCAAGCAACAAACCCCAACAACCCGAUUGUCUUCUUCGACAUUACCAUUGGAGGGCAGGAUGUUGGACGGAUGAAGGUUGAGCUGUUUGCAGAUGUUGUUCCAAAAACAGCUGAGAAUUUCAGGCAGUUCUGUACAGGAGAGUUCAGGAAGGAUGGUGUUCCCAUUGGUUUCAAAGGCUGCACAUUUCACAGGGUGAUCAAAGACUUCAUGAUACAAGGAGGAGACUUUGUCAAUGGUGAUGGGACUGGUAUCUGCAGCAUCUACAGAGGUCCGUUUGCAGAUGAAAACUUCAAAAUGAAGCAUUCUGCACCUGGUCUUCUUUCCAUGGCAAACAGUGGUCCGGGAACAAAUGGCUGUCAGUUUUUCAUUACCUGCACUAAAUGUGAUUGGUUAGAUGGGAAACAUGUUGUUUUUGGAAAAGUGGUGGAUGGUCUGCUGAUAAUGAGAAAAAUUGAGAAUGUCCCCACGGGCCCCAACAACAAGCCAAAACUCCCAAUCGUCAUUGCUCAAUGUGGAGAGAUGUGAACCUGCUAGCUACGUGGAUGAGAAAUUCACAUUUCUGUAUGUGUUAAAUAGUGUCUAAAUGGUAACUGUAUAACUUCCCUGUAAAGGAUACCUUUUCCCAUACGGAAUAGAUUGAAGGUCGAUUGUACUUCAUUAAAGCCUCUUUAGAUUUCAGACUAACUGCUGCAUCAAAUUGCAAAUUAUUCAAGUCAUAUUCUUUUGUGGCAAGACCUAAUUUUUUCUUUGAGGAUAAAUUUGGUAAAACUUAAUGUUCAGUGUACUUGUUUCAAUUUCUGCCUUUUUCAGACUAAUGGGAAAAUGUGUUUGUGAUCACCAUAUAUCCAUUUUUUAAAUAAAUUUGUACAUUUUUA
Melanotaenia boesemani (Boeseman's rainbowfish) is the source of this 992-nucleotide messenger RNA. It is a transcript of the gene ppih, whose product is annotated as peptidylprolyl isomerase H (cyclophilin H). Gene Ontology annotation, molecular function: peptidyl-prolyl cis-trans isomerase activity. Lineage: Eukaryota; Metazoa; Chordata; Actinopteri; Atheriniformes; Melanotaeniidae. Gene Ontology annotation, cellular component: intracellular membrane-bounded organelle. Bases 109 to 642 code for a protein of 177 amino acids. The record is from RefSeq and is a predicted model, not a curated record. The transcript is spliced from 9 exons. Gene Ontology annotation, biological process: protein peptidyl-prolyl isomerization; protein folding.